Molecule: messenger RNA, 1522 nt
Organism: Pocillopora meandrina
Lineage: Eukaryota; Metazoa; Cnidaria; Anthozoa; Scleractinia; Pocilloporidae
Source: the annotation of a GenBank genome assembly
GAUCUAUGUCGUAAACUGGAAUUUACAUCAUCUCUUGCUUUCCAUGGUAAACGACUCAUAAAUCACCUAAUAAGAACCGUAGAAUCCCUUGUGCAAGACUUCUGCUCCACUCUAUGCUACAUGGAACUCAAUUGCGUCAGCUACAACGAGGUAGUGAUUAGCAGCUCUCCGACAAUUACUAAAUGUGAACUGAAUAAUUCCACGCACAAUGAACAUCCCCAAGAUCUCAAGCCCUGGGCAAAUUACAGCUAUGGAGGAACAAUGGUCAGUGUAUUCUUAAGCAAGUGAGGCCUUCCCUUCAUUAGUUUCCCUUUGUAUUGUUAAUUGAUAAAUUCUCCAACGGCUCUCCUUUGAGCUCUUCAAUAGCUCUCCGUCCAUCACUAAAUGCGAGCUGAAUAAUGCCACACACAGUAAACAUCCUCAGGACCUUAGGCCCUGAGUGAACUACAGCUACAGAGGAACAAUGGUCAGUGCAUUCUUAACCGAUUUACCCAUCAUGUCAUAAUUUCUUUUAUAGUAAAUUUCCACUUAUCAAGUUAUUCACAUGGUAGUUCAUUGGCUGACCGUUUUCCUGUAAUCACCAUAGAUUACAUUUCAACUGUAAUUUCAAAUUAUCGUAACCAUUUGCUUCUCUCAUUUACAUACUUUUGCGCUCAACCCCUCUCACGACACUUGUUAGAACACUUGUGGACAAACUCCUUGCCAACACGAUGGGACUUGUCAGACUGGAUUUACAGACAAAGGGUAUAGAUGUCUUUGCCCAAAAGGAUACGAAGGCAGCAAUUGUGAGAUAAUUAAUGGUAUGUAAAACGCUUUACUCCAUGAAAAAACUUUAAAUGAGAACAAAUUUUGGUUAUCUAUCGAUGAAUCAAGCCCCAUCCAAAAGUCCCUUUUUAUCCCUCUCUGCCUCUCUGCACUCUAAGUCUGUUUGUCUUCCUUUUCUUUUCCAGCAGCUGCCGUCUUGCCAUCUAACUUGAUCAUCAUCCUGUUUGUAUAUUUUUUUGUAAAAAAUCAAGAAAGCCAUCACAAAUCUACUGAUUUUUUUUUUCCAGCCAUGGGAUGGAUACAGAUGCCGCCGUCUACAGUUUGCUUUGGCGCCAAAGAUGAUUCGUAUGGUAUCUUUAGAACAGCCAUUUCAGGUAACAUCACUACAUUCAAAUUAACAUACCAACAUGGUCAUGUUACCUGUCAUGAAGCGGACCCAAGCUAUCAGUCCAAGUGGGGUUGCCUUUGGCCUCCUCUCAUUCCUAACCAAAUGGCCACUUUGAUAACUGACAAUGACCGUAAUCUCCUCCUGCCUACUAACGAUUACCGAUCAAAUUUUUUGGGAUGUACGUUUUACAGCUUUCCUUGGGCCACAACGGAAUCGCCAGAUCUGCUCUUCGAUAACUUUUCUUCCCCGCUGAUGGUGGAGUCGAACCAAGAAUUCCAAAUCUGGUUCAGUGAGGACUUAUUAAGAUGGGGCCAUUCUGAUAACGGAUUGGAACGAACAUGUGUUGCAGUGUAUGGUCUGUAUGUUUGA